CCCGUCAGUUAGUCGUUACCGAUUUGUAGCCCGCAACGGUCGUUGAUACACGUCGUACGUCGUAGUCGGGAUGUAGUGAGCGCGCGCGUACAGAUCAACCGUCGAAACGUGACUUGGAAGACACGCGUUGAAGUUCUUGAAGGACUGCUAGUUGAAGGUGGAUAGCUGGAGACAGAUUGUGACACGCGUUGAAGAACUUGACUGAAUCAACGCACAGGAGUUGGAGACCCGUUCUUGAAGAUCCCUGAAUGACUCAUCAAACCCAGUAAUUCCCAAACGGCGAAUCAUUCGUGUGAGUUCCAAAGUCGCAUGUUUUAGAAUCAAUUACGCCCCCGCGCCAAGCGCGUACCUGAAGACGAAUUUGAAGAACCGGCCAACCAAGGGUGUUCGUGUGUUGUGUUGUUGUUGUUGGUAAAGGUAUUGUCUGUGCUUCGUCGCGUAGACCAGACCGACGUGACGGAAAAGGGAGGAGCGCACACAGUUCGGGCGAGGUCCAAAACAUAACCUAGAAAGCGAACCGGGAAGUUCUACCUCCGCAAGAACCAGGAAGAAGAAGAAGAAGUUUGUGAGUGAUUUUUGGCACCCGGUGUCGGGUGUCUUAUUAGGGGUUGGGCACACAGGUAGAGUCCGAGAAUCAUAAAAUUCCGAUGGUCACCCGAGCAAUUUGUGAAUGAAGGCAGCAAAAGGUGAAGAAGUGACCGGGGCCAAGCCAGGUGGUGCAAAGGAAGUACGAGGAAGCAAGUGUCGUAUACCUUAAGCAAGGAGUUCGAAAAUAGAAGCAAAUGUAAUCGAUUCUGUGGGUGUGAGUGCGAGUGAGUGUAAUUUUACCUGGUUCACGAAGAAAGGAAAUUAUAAAAGGUAAACAAGUGUCUUGAAGAAACGUGACGACCUCGGGAAAUUGGUUGGAGAAUAGUUGCAGUAAUUGCGGAAGGAUUUAGCAGAAAAAGGAUUAGAAGAGGCUAAGGAGUGCACGGAAGCCGAUUGGGAUCAAUUGGAAAUAAAAGGAGUUACGGCGGCGACAACCGGAAAGCAGUUGUGUAAAGGAGCUCAUACCUGCGAUGGAGGACGAGACGGAUCAGGCGACGGAGAUGUCGUUCAGCUUUAUUAGGGGUUCCGACCCUCGGGCGGCCACCUGCCGGGGGAAGCUCCAGAACCGGCGCUGCAAGCUCAACCAGGAAAUCAACAAAGAGCUCCGGCUGCGGGCCGGCGCCGAGAACCUGUACAAGGCCACCACCAACAAGAAGCUCAAGGACACGGUUGCGCUGGAGCUCAGCUUUGUCAACUCGAACCUGCAGCUGCUCAAGGAGCAACUCUCGGAGCUGAACUCGUCGAUGGAAAUCUACCAGAACGAGGGGCUGGAUUACGUCAUACCGAUGAUCCCGCUCGGGCUAAAGGAAACCAAAGAGGUCAGCUUCAUGGAACCCUUCUCGGACUUUAUCCUGGAGCACUACAGCGAGGACUCGAACGUGUACGAGGACGCGAUCGCGGACAUUACCGAUACGAGACAGGCCGCAAAAACCCCAACCAGAGACGGCCAAGGCGUGGCGCUGCUGUUCCGCUACUACAACCUGUUGUACUACGUCGAGAGACGAUUUUUUCCGCCCGACCGAAGCCUGGGGGUUUACUUUGAGUGGUAUGACUCGUUGACCGGGGUUCCCUCGUGUCAGCGGACGGUCGCGUUCGAGAAGGCGUGCAUCCUGUUCAACCUGGCCGCCAUCUACACCCAGAUCGGGGCCCGGCAGGACCGGUCCUCGGAGAAGGGCCUGGACGCGGCCGUGGACAACUUUCUGCGGGCGGCCGGCGUGUUCAAGCACAUCUACGACACGUUCACGAACGCGCCCUCGAUGGACCUUAAACCACAGGUUCUGGAAGUGCUGGUGGCACUGAUGUUGGCGCAGGCACGCGAGUGCCUCUACGAGAAACUAUUACUACAGCUAGAAGAAAUGACCAAUGUUGAUUGCAGUUCGCUCCACCGCAAUCUGUCCGGCGAGGCGACCCAGCUGACGCGCGAGUACCAGGAGAUCCACCGGAUAAUCCAGAGCAACGAGGCGCACACCUACCUUCCCGAGUGCUGGGCCGGCCUGGUCCCGCUCAAGUCCGAACACUACCGAGCGCUUGCCCACUACCACACGGCCAAGUCGAUUGACGCCGCCCUGCACAGCUUCAAGGCCACCAGCACGCCGUCCAAGGGCAAGCCCCAACCGAAGGGCUUCGGUGGAAGCACGCAAACGCUCACGCGAGACACCUUCAUCUACGACGAGUCGUCCCUCGAGGGCGAUCUCAACCCGGCGAUGCUGAAGAAGGCCCACCUGCGCGAAUCGCUGUCUAGUCACGAAGAGGCCGCCCGGCUGCAGCGAAUGUGCCGCGAGCUCAAGAACAAGAUCGCGCUCACGAAGGUGCUGAACUACGCGCUGGAGAAGACGGCCGAAGAGCUGGAGAUGCUGGACCUGGAGCUGGACGGCGCCGGCUACCUGGACGAGGACAUCGACCUGAUCGACGUGACACUCAACACUACCUCCAAGUACACCAUCUCCCUGACCGGCCCGGACUUUACCGCGUACAAGAUCGAGGACCCCUUCCGGAAGCUCGGCCCGAUCGCCAUCUUCUCGGCACGGCGUCACUGGACGGCCCCGCGCUGCAUCCGGCUACAAAAAGGUGGCAACACGAUGCUCAUGACCGGCGGCGGAACGCUGGAUCGACGUCGCUACCACCACCUCGGAGGAGGCGGCAGCAGCAGCCAAAGCAGUCACAGCAGCAGCAGCGGAAGCAGCGCCGGAAGUAGCAACGGAGAGGGUGGUCCACGGCAAAAGUGCCAGUGUGGCAACAAGACCAACUACUACAACGACCUGAGGUCGUGCGACGUGUGCUUCAAGAGUGUGUCGAACGCGUCGGACGGGACGGGUGCGGGAUCAACGCCGGCGGGGACUACCGGAAGUAGUGCGGGGAGCGAUUGUGGCGGGGAUGCGAGUAGCGGCGGUGGAAGCAGUGUGCUGGUGGAUAACUUUGAGAGCUUUGGGUUCCACGUGAGGGGCGAUGCGCCGGUUAUGAUUUCCAGCGUGGAGAUCAACUCGCUGGCGGAUCUCGGCGGCAUCAAGGAGGGCGACUUCAUCGUGGAGCUGUGCGGCAUCGACGUCAAGUGGUACAACCACCAGCAGGUGCUGAAGCUGAUCCGGAACUGCACCAACAGCCUGGACCUGAAGGUGAUCACCCCGAUGGAUCGCAACUAUUUGAAGCCAAUGGCCUCAACCCACUCGAAGGGCUCCAUUUCCACGCUGUCGGGCAGCUCCUCCGGAGUGUCGUCCGGUGCGCCCAGCCCGACCGGAACCACCACCAAGAACGGCGGCAUCAAGCCGCGCCCCAAGCUGGGCAAGAACCGGCUCAGCAGCUUCACCUCCGGCAGUUGGAACCCGUUCCGUCGGACGCAGAGCCUGGGCAAGAUUUUCUAACUUGUUUCGCGUUAUCUUUACCACAAAAGUUUAGUGUUUACAAAUUGUACAGUCACACCUGGGCACGAUUCGCCAGCGCGCGAAUGUCCAACUGUGUGAAGAAAGAAGCCCCCGCGCACGCAAAAACAAAUUCUUUUUUACGUUUUUUAAAUGCACUUCAUUCUUUACAUUUUAACCUAAGCAGUUUUAAGGGUUUAUUUUUUUAUUGUUUUGUAAAAAGAAGGAUGCCAUCAAGUAGCGUGUACUUUAAAUUUAUACAGCCUAAUUUAUACAAGUUUUCCCCCUCUUUUAAACCUUCGAUUCACCUCCUGAAAAAAAGUGAGAGCCCGGCAACAUAUUUAUUGAUUUUAAACAGUGCAGCAGAAGGUCCUCCUCCUUGGCGGCAAGCGGUUGAUUCUGUUUUUAAAAGACGGCUGAAGACAAUUGAUUGAAAUAAAUGUUAGUUUUAAUUAAACAACUAGAAGUGGAAAUGAGUGUAAAUUUACCAAUUGAUAAGUCUUCAUUUCUUAUUUUGAGAAAAUUUAAUUGUAAGAUUAAUCGAUCGAGAGAAUUAAUCCAGCAGGAAUUAUAUUUAACGUAGAAGGGAAAUAAAUAUAUUUCGUACAGUGCUCCUGAAAAUAACCUGUAGAUUGUAGAAAAUAAACCUUCCCAAAAUCCCAUCAAGUGUAAAGGUAGUUGAGCAAUAAACAUUCGUUGAAUAAAU
Culex quinquefasciatus (southern house mosquito) is the source of this 4149-nucleotide messenger RNA. RefSeq names its product rhophilin-2 (gene Rhp). The coding region runs from base 1059 to 3446 and encodes 795 amino acids. Lineage: Eukaryota; Metazoa; Arthropoda; Insecta; Diptera; Culicidae. The record is from RefSeq and is a predicted model, not a curated record. Gene Ontology annotation, molecular function: protein binding. The transcript is spliced from 9 exons. Gene Ontology annotation, biological process: negative regulation of stress fiber assembly; signal transduction.